GACGGCGCAGGGCUGGGCCGGGCCGGGAGCCGUGGAGUGGCGGGGAGCGCCAUGGGGCUGGAGACGGAGAAAGUGGACACCCGCAUCUUCAUGGACGAUGACAACUUCCCGCGGAGCGGCAGCCCCGCGCUGUCGGAGGCGGAGAAGGGCGCGGAGGAUGAACUGGACCGCGACCCCCACGGGAUGAACGCCCAUCUCCAGGUGGGGUUCGAGGAUGUGAUCGCGGAGCCCGAGCUAACCCACUCCUUCGACAAAGUCUGGGUCUGCAGCCACGCUCUCUUUGAGCUCAGCAAGUACGUGAUCUACAAGCUCCUGACCCUGGUCCUUGCCAUACCCAUGGCCCUGGUUCUGGGGAUCCUCUUCGCACUGCUCAGCUGCCUGCACAUCUGGAUUGUGGUGCCUUUUGUGAAAACCUGUCUCAUGGUCCUGCCUUCAGUUCAAACUAUAUGGAAGAGCCUGACAGAUGUUUUCAUCACACCAUUGUUUGAGAGCAUAGGCCGAUUCUUUGCCAUGAUUAAUAUACGCCUGGACCAAGAGUAAACGUCAGGAAUGCAGCUGCUGUAGUUGUAGCCGGUGUUGUACCUCUUUGCUAACCUACAUACAAGCACUUGCCAUUCAUUCCAAACUAAAUUUUCAAUGGCUGGUUUAAGUGGGAACACGCUAAUUUUUCUAAAACUCAUCUAUUUUCAGGGAGAUCAGUUUAAGAAUAAGUAGGCAGUUUUCACAGCUCACUACUUGAACACCAGAGCAAACACUGAGUAUGUUGGCAACACUUUAUUUUAAUGGUACGUCAAUUGCUCGAUUACAGAAGGCUUCUCAUGGAGGUUUAACCACCACCAGUGAUAAUGAUUGGCAUUAUUACUAUAAAUAUUUAAAUAGGCUGUGAUACCUUCAGUGAAUCUAAUCUGGAGGGUUUCUCAUUGACUUUACUGCACGUCUACCAGGGAUCAUUUUUGGCACUCACUUUGCAGAAUGAUCAGCUCUUUAUUACCAGCAGUUAAAAUAAACUGUUGUGUAACUCUCCUAUAUUGGGGAGGAAAAGCUCCCUGGAAGUGUAUCCUUUAAAAUAAGGUGUUAGCUAAUGAUGAAGAACAUCAGCUAAUGAGCACGCUGGCCUAGUGGGAAGUGUGUCUGCCUGUGGCAGGGGGGUUGGAACUAGAUGAUCUUUAAGGUCCUUUCUAACCCAAACCAUUCUAUGAUUCUAUGAUUCUAAUCUGUAUAUUUUAUUUAAUGAGAGGGUAACUUUGUUGUAUAUUUUGUACCUUUGUAAAUGGCACUUGAUCAGUUUUCUUUGAAUACUUAUUUCUAUAGUAUUUGAAUUCUAACCAACUUACUAGGCAGCAAGACUGGGACACUGCAAAAAAUGCCUUCAGAUAAUGAAAUUUUCAGUUUCUAAAGUAUGUAGAUUUUGAAGUGUUGCCAUGCAAUUCUCUUAUAUUCAUAAUAUAUGGUUGUGUGCAAAACAAAAGAUUAGAAAUAUUUUAAUGCAAGGUUAUGCAAGAAUUUGAAAUAUGUUUAUUAAAAAUGGUUUUUAUUAAAAAUGGGGUGUAGCAAAUGCUACCCUGACUAUUUCUGUGUAUUUGUGCUAAUAUUGUGAUAUUUAAAAUGGUAGGCACUACUCUGGCACUUUAACUAGGUAACAAGUUCUUACACAAGGCAAGCAAGUAUCUGGUAUCCUUGUCUAAUUCUCCUCACCUGUUUACUUGACUCUGUUGCUUAUUUGCUCCUUUAAAGCCUAACCCAUAAAAAAACCUUUCUUCCUUCUGCACCUAAUAUGGCUUUGUAAACUAGAAUAACAUAACAUAUGCAGAGGUACAUUUAAAAUACAGUAGCCUUCUCAUAGGCUAAUGCUGCUGUUUUCUUUAAACACAGAUGACAAGUUGUAAUAGUUUAAUGUUUGUAUGAUUUAGAAUAUUAUUUUCUGAAAUGCUAUAACAGAUUUCUUAUCAAACAAGAUAUAUAAUAUAUAUAGUAAAUAAUAAAAAUGACCAUUCUUUCCUGUUUUCAACUUCAUUUUCUUCAGGUUUUUCAACUUUUAAAAAGCUCUUAAAAUGCCAAAUAGCAAAGAAUAUUAUGCAAUUCUUUCAAAAUAUAGGAGAGGGAAAAUAAAUGAAUGAGCAUCAAUAUGGUUCCACUAUCAUUAAUUGCAUUUAACUUAUUUAUAGUAGGAAAUUAUGUAUCUCUGUGUAUAAUUAAGCCUAAAUGGAAUGAUUCCUUUCUCUGAAGCAGGCCUCUCUGUGCAGAAUUUUCACUACACUCUUUCUGUGGGCACAUGCUUUAUUUACAGAUGAGAUGCCAAAUUUUCCUUUUCUUGCUUUUUGGCCUACAGCAGCUGGCUGACAGUGUAUUCUUCGGACAUUGAGAACAUGAAUGUGCAUUAAAAAUACUUUUACCAUUUGUGCCAUUUAUAGAGGGAUCCAUAUGGCUUUUCAAUAUUGGAUAUUAAUGAUUAGUGCCCAUGAAAACUUCUCUCAAGUUUUAUUCUGCAAGAAGUCAGCUUGCUAUUCAGAUGUGCUCUUCAAAAUACCUCAGUUUUGUUAAAAAUAAAUAUAUCUCAUUUGAAAAUAAAAAUUGGUCAGGCUAGGCUUGAAUUCCUUUGAGAGUUAUUUUGUUUUAUAAUAUCCAAGGAUUUUUACAAAGAUAUUUUCCAUAAAAACAUAUCCUCUUGGUGCAUUCAUCAAAAAAGGAAAAUCAAUCAGUACUAAUCCUUGUGUCUAAAAGGAGCCCUAUAAAAGUUUAAGCUUGCAGAGAAUUCAGGUCUUGAUCCAAACUUUGAGAAUGAAACCAUUCGCUAGAGAAAAAGGUAUCAUUUUAGGUCAUGCACUUCUUACUGAAGUCAUCCAGCUCUUGUGACCACAAACAAUCAAGUGUAAUGGUUUGGUUUGUUCUUACUUUGCUUUUGGCUUGUCAUUAAUUAGAUCUAUUGACCGUUUCUCUAGCUGUUACAAGACUGAGCUCAUAGUUAAAUAAUUAAAGCUGUUAUUUUCUUAUUUUACAACACUAUUUUUCUCUGGAACAGAUGUGCUUUUGCUAUAAAAAUAAUACCAAAUGGACUGCCAGGCUUAGGGUAAAAUACUAGAUGCUUGGCAAGUAUCAUCCAUGAAAUUAAUGGAAGAAAGUGAGAAUACAUACAGACUCAGAUACUUAAUUGUCAGUCUGCCAUGGGCAACUUUGGCUGGCAAGUUUUCUCUGGAUUUUAGGGACUGGACAGCUCUGACAGACAUCCCAAAGCUCUGCCCACAGCUGGUAUUGUCAAUAGCUGCCAGCAUGGUUGGACAACAGGGACUGAAGGGGCAUUGGCACUAAACUGUGAUUUUUAAUAUAGGGGUAGGUUCCUUAAGUUUGUUUCCAACUGGUUUGAAGUGUGGAGUUCAGAAACUUGAUCUCAUUUUCUGCAAUAAAUUAAGUAGAUUUACACCUGGCUGAAGCAAUCUGCUUUGAUGAGUCUUUCCCUUUAUGGAAUGGGGAAAAUGUUACUCAUCUUGACAAGAGUAGACUUCCUAUCAUCCUGGAAGAACAGGGAGGAUAAAUAAAUAAAAACUGUGAGAUGUUCUGAUUCCAGCCUGCCUGUUGUUCCUGCAGAGCUGGAUAUUCAAUUCAUGAAAGAUUUUAAUAUCUUGUUUUUCAUGAAGAUCACAAGAAAAACACAGAACUCACUCCAGAAUUGUGUUCACCCAUCUUUAAAAUUUUGAUUCACAGGGAAAUUUAACCUGCCUCUCCAUGAGAGUAAUUCAUAAAAUUAUUCUUGUCAGACUCUUGGACUUUUAUCUUUGUAUCUUACCUCUCCCCACCCUAAUUGUUCACCAUAUAAAUUGGAACAAAGUCUUUACAAAAACUUUGAUGUAUUAGUAAAUAAAGAGCCUUUUCUUACCUAUCCAAAAAAGGUCACUUAGGCAUACUUUUACUGACCAGUUCAGAAUAUCCCUGCAGCUCUGGGACAUCAGACCACACACUCCUAUUUAGUGGAAGCCAAAAAAUGGUAAGUCCAUUAUUUUUACAGGGUGUGAUCAUUCUCCCACCUGCAGAGAUAAAACCACUGAUGUUAAACUGUAUUAAUUCUCUUUUAAAAAUA
This is a messenger RNA of Calypte anna (Anna's hummingbird), 4072 nucleotides long. It is a transcript of the gene CAV2, whose product is annotated as caveolin 2. The record is from RefSeq and is a predicted model, not a curated record. The coding region runs from base 52 to 540 and encodes 162 amino acids. Gene Ontology annotation, biological process: negative regulation of endothelial cell proliferation; insulin receptor signaling pathway; positive regulation of MAPK cascade. The transcript is spliced from 3 exons. Gene Ontology annotation, cellular component: caveola; cytoplasmic vesicle; perinuclear region of cytoplasm. NCBI's taxonomy places the organism in Eukaryota, Metazoa, Chordata, Aves, Apodiformes, Trochilidae. Gene Ontology annotation, molecular function: molecular adaptor activity; protein kinase binding.